AUGCCCGGCAGCAACUGCGAUCGGUUUUCGGAGCAGUCAGGUAGAUUCUGUCGGUCAGAAAGGAGAGAGAAAUCAAAAUGUUUACAGCGCAGGGCACUCAUGAAUUUCGCAAUCCCAUCGACGAUUUAGGAAUAGGACUAUCGGAGGCGCAUAUCUACUCACAACCUUCCGGAAAUCACAACGGGUUUAGUCUAGUAAGUACCGCCCUCUCAAAAUGAAGUUUAAAACAUCUAAAUAAUGUUUUCAGAAUCAAUACGUACCCACCGGAACACUAAUCGACGGAUUCGAGCUGAUAAAUGCUCCGAGCAGCUCCCACGAAGAGCAGUUACUCGAUUUGAGCAGCAAUCAUUCGAGGCCACCGCCUGCACGGAAUCGGCAUGACAGCGAUGUGAUUAUUGCACUUCUUCAGAGAAAAAUCAGAGGAUUGAAGUUCGAUAAACGAAAUGGGGAGUAUGCGGACGGAAGAGUUAUCGAGGUGAGAUUCUCACCGUGAGAAUCUUAUUUCGAAUGUAAGCCUAUGUUUUAUUUCUAGAUUGACGUAGGAGCAUUGCUGCGCGGAAUGGCUGACGACGACUGGAAAAUGCCAGAGCUGAAAGAUUGGUACUCGUCGAAUCGGAGAGAUCAUCAGGAAGGAAUUGCCACGCCGAUGGAGGUAACGUUCUCGAACUAAGCUAAAGCUAAUGAUAUUCUUGCAGGAUCUGAACUGUACACCGACCAUUUGUGCAAUGGUAACAAGGACCGAUGUGAUGAGAAUCACGCAAGAACAGGCUCUGUAAGAAAUUCGCAUAAAAGCGGUUCCUAAAUGAGACUGCUGGUUUUUUAGCCAUCUUCUAUCGGUGCUACCUGUGGAUCGCCACGAAUUGUAUCGAGACAUGGAACGAUUUGAAUUCAUUCUAAGAUUAAAAAGAGGGGACAAUGUGCUCGUUGAUGUGGUAAGUUUUUUCGACACUGUCAGACGGACUCGUUCGGUCCCUCAAGAUCGUAAAAGUCGUGAUGCCCCUCAAUUGCAUUCAAAACUUUCUAAUUAAAAAGAACUAAACCAGUUUCACUUCAAAAAUUAACGUCUUCAACGUCAAGAAAGAGACGCAGGCAUCGCGAGGGAAAGGAAUUGUCCCGAUGAAUUGACCACGUGACUAACAAGAUCGGAAUUCGGAUGACAUCAAUAAAUUCUGAAUCUCUUUCUGGAAUGUUACGAAGUUGUGAGCGGGCAUUUUGAGUUUUGUGGAAAGUGAACCGCUCUCAUUGAAACUCACUCAAUUGUGGUCAACUGAAUGAUAGGAAGAGUAAGCGGAACCGGUUCCUCUUUCUCUCGUUUCCACCCAAAAAACAGAGUGGGCGAGAGAAGGGAGUAUAAGUUAGCCACAGUGGCCGUAUUCUCUUUUCGUUCGCCACUGUUUGCCUGUUUAGUUGUUGCUUUCUUCUUUCUUCUACUUCUCGCUCACCAACAACUUGUUUCCAUUUACAUCGGCGGCCGACGCCCUUCCAAUUUAUCGGCUGAACUCGAAUUAAUCGAAAUCACUCUCACAAACUCCUAUAACCGUGGGCGGCAUGCCCUAAAAAUAGCGAAUCGGUGCCGGCGCCGUCGAUGAUGUUUUGUUCGGUGACACAUCCAUUUUCCGCCCCGUUUUCAAUUUCAGUUUCGUUCUCUUCCUUCUCGAUUUUCAUAAUCGUCACCUCAAUUCUUUUUUGCGACAGUUUUUGUUGUGAUGGGCACCGAGAGGAAAAACGGACGAACACGUCACUUUUCCUCGCUUUUCUUGACGAUCUGACAAUCCUUUUGUGUACUGUAAGAAGAACCUGUCUGUUCUUCACGUUUAGAAGCUUACACUUUCCAGUGAUGUUUCCUCGAACACCUAGUGACCACAAAACUAGUGCUUGAAGCCUAGUUUCUCUUUUUCACAAAAGAAAUCUACCAGCCUACCGUAAUAAAUCUCACUUCGAGCGUUUCAGGGUGAAAAAAUGCGUCGCGUCCCCGCAAAAAUCUCGUGGAUCGGCGAACGUCCUCAAGAAUCGGGCAUCUGGUACAACGUGGACUUUGACACAAACGCAACUUCUCAGGUCGGUGUUCUUUCCCUUCUUCCCCCGUUUUCCCUUUCUUCUACUUUUUCUCGGCCCCUCGGGGCAAUUAUCCUCUCUCUCGUGUCUGUUUGUCCGCGUGGCAGCCGCAGCAGUCUUCCAGUUCUUCCCGUAACUCUUGCUUUUUCUUCUUCUCCGUUUUCUCCAGAAGAAUGACGUCUUCUGCGCCUUUCCUUUUCGAAAAGCGGCGUCCCUCUGGCGGCGGCGCCUAGUUCCUUCCUUUCCCCGCCGUCGUCGUUUUUCAAACAAGCAGCUCUCUUGUUUUUGGUGUGUGCAUGUGCUUCUGGCACUCGUUCAGUCACUCACUCUCACGGACAAGUUUCCUCUUCUUAUUCUUUCUUUUUCUUUCUCUCCCUCUCCGUGCUCGCUGCCAAAACAAUUAGGAAGCUAGGAAGUUCGGAUUCGAAAACGACGCGAGCCUUGAGCAUUCCGCAAGCGGACCCCAAUGAAUUUCGAAUGACCGUGACAAAAACUUUUCUACAAUAGUAGUCAUACCGUGUGCAGUGCAUCUCUAGAGACUAUUCAUUGCAGCAAUCACAAAAAUGGGCUUUACACUAUUUCUGGGUUUGCUCAAAUUCAUCAUUUCUAUUGAAGCAACUGCUUCCAGUUGAGGACGUCUAGUAUUUCGUCACACUCCCACCACGAUCCGAUAAUUGCUUUGAAAUGGACCGAAACUAGUCUCCCUUUUUCUCACUUUUCACAUUGGGAUGGCUUCUUCUUCUUCCGUGCACUUUUCGAAGUAAAAAAAAGCUGGUGCAAGAAGUUGGUCGCCUGGCAUUUUUUAUUAGGGCGGUCGCCUGCCUCCUUUUUAUCCGUUUCCUUGGUGUUUCUGAAGCUUCUCCUUUUCACUGCUUCUCUUCUGCGCGCGCUCUCUCUCUCAUCCCACGUGACAUCACUCUCUUGGCCCUCUGAGCUAGUAGAUCUCGUUCUGAGUCAGUCACUUUUUGAGCCCGUUUCGCAGAUUGUUCGAGCAAACAAAGAAUUCAUUGAGCAGCAGCCCACGUAACUCGGCCGCAACUGUCGGUCGCUCUGUCCCUGCCUCCUUCUUUUUCUUUUUUCCAUCCAUCAUGCCCUCGAGCAGUUCGGCACUCUCAGUCACGGCGCUUCUCUCCUCCUCCUCCAUCGCUCCCAUCGUGGUCCUCCCAGAGACUUGAAAAACGACUUGGUGCGGGUUUUUUUGUUUUCGUGUCUUCUCGGUCUCUUUUCAUUCACUCUCGGGACCCCCUUCUGUGGCUUCUUCUUCUUCUUCUCCUUUUCGCCCAAUAGAUUCAAUAUUCUAUUGCUCGAUGAGCGUCCUCCUCGCCAGCAGCGUGUUAGGCCCCCUGUGGAGAAGCUGUUUCUCUGGGCGCGAGCUGUUUUUGUUGUCUACUUUGUUCGGUUCCUCUCGUUCUCUCUGCUGCAACGCUCUCGCCUGCUCCCCCCGUUCGCCGAGUUCCGUCUCUAUUCUCCACGAGCUCAUCCGCCUACCCGCAUCCAUCCGGUCGGGUUUAUUCAUGUUGUUUUUCUGUUCUCUUUUCCUUUUUAUUUUUCUAGUUUUAUUCUGAAUUUAUCCAUUCGGAAUAUCCUCCGGAAUCUUCAGAAGACCAUUGACCGUCGGGUGUCCGGGAGACGAAAGCUCCGCUUUUUUCUAUUAGUUGACGACCGAUUCCGUUUUUGUAAACAAUUCUGACAUUGUUUUGGUUUUUGCUUUUCGGCGAAAGAUCACGUGUUGAGAAUCAUCGAACAUUCCAGAAAAGCAUGGCUUCAAUUGGACUUCUCGUGAUGUCAAAUAAUCGCUUAAAGCCUGACUAAAAAAAGGGUUGUGAGCUGUAAAAGUGAACAAAAGACAAACAGCUCUCUCGACUGUUUCAUUCUCCUUUUCUUCCUUUUUCACCUUCCUUCCCGAUUGUUGACUCCGAUUCCCUUUCCAUGUCUCCUCCCUCGUCUUCUUACCCACUCUCUCUUCUUGCCUGUGAUUUCAUGAGUGACACCGCUCGAAUUGUGACCACUCAUGGGGAAUUAUGAUAAUUGGUCGAUUGAGAGUCUAAAAUUGGAAACUGUCUCUUAUCAUGUCAGUCACUUUCCGACUGCUCUGUCCAUUUUCGGUUACUUUCAAUUGAACGUUUCGGAGGCGACUUACCACGAACUUAUUAUUUUCAGUGGCCUAAUAAUCAUUCAUUCACUGCCCAUGACCGACUGAAUCAUCACUUUGAAAACAACUGGAACCUCGGAAUGUCUGGUAAGUUAAAUCGUUUUUUUCCCAAACGGACUGGAUAAGCAGAAGGAAAUCGCGUCAGAGAUCAUACUUCAACCCCAUUUACCACUCUUAUAACUUUUGGUCAGAGUUCGAAGUUUCCCAUUACGUCAAUCACCAGUUUACGAGCCUCUUUUGUCCAUUAGAACCCCUUCCUCAAAUCGGCUUUCAACCUUUCACCUUUUCCAGGAUCGUCAUCGGUUGCCUCCUCGAAUCCGCGUCUUUUCUACUCUCCCAACCAAAUGCACAUGCCUCUGAAAGGCGGCGGUGUGCAUUCUGCACUUUACGACAACAGGUUUGACCCCCCUAUCCGUUUCCAAAGUGUCAAUUUUCCAGAAGACCAGUGGCAUUCAAUGACGGCGAUGACGAUUAUCAUCGAACAGUGCCGACGCCGAAACCGAGAGAACGAAUCAUUCCAGUGACGAGGCAGCAGCAGCAGCACGUAGAAGUGGAACGGCCGAGCAGAGCGAUGCGACCGCCUUUCCCUCCUGAACCCGACUAUCAUGCCUAUUCGGUGAGUGUUUCUAUUGAAAUUCCGCUGAGAACGCUCUCUCUUUCUGUUCAGUCUCGACCGACACCACCUCCUCCCUCUUCAAGUUCCCUUUCGGUGCAUUCGUCUUCGGCGCAACCGAGCCGGAGUAAAAGUGUGCAUGCAAUGCCUGGCAACUAUCAGCGACAAAAAGCCGUUGACAGAAAUGAGCCGUGAGUUUGGAAAGCGGCAAAAUACUGGAAGAGUCCAUAGAUCUUUCAGAGUAGAAUCCGAUCAAUUGGGCUUCCGAAUAGGAGACCCUUGCAUCUGGAAUAACAAUGGAAUUGAGCAGAAAGGAACGAUAAUGUUCAUUGGAUUUUUGAAAGGACACAAAACACUUUACGCCGGUGUCGAAUUUGUGACUUAUUAUAUACAAAGGUUUGUUUAUAAAUGGUAUCAUUUUCAGAAGAACAAAAUCGGCGCGGGAACGGGAGUAUUCAACAAAGAGCAACUUUUCCGAGCACGUGACGGACACGCCGGGUUCGUCGAGCUUUCGACCCUCGAAUCGCCAUCCUCCGCUGGAUCGAACUCAUCCACACAACACCGACGUCGUCUUUCUUCCUCCAGAAGUCAACAGAUUCCCGCUGCCGCCGGCACUUCCAUCAGUGUUCCGGUGAAUGGCCGACAUAACGGAAAGCAGGCGUCCGUCGAGUCGCUCACCGAUCCUCCGCCGCCACCGUACACUCCGCCCUCUCCGCCACGCGCUUCUUCCGCUGCCGCUGCUCAUCAGCAUCCACCUCCGAUUCCUCCAAAGCCGAUUGUCCAUGUUGAGGACUACUUGAUCGAUUCAUUCGAACUGGGUUAGUUUUUGAUCUGCUCAUCAGUACAUAUUUCGCAAUAGGUCACUGGCGGUAAGUGAUUAAUUGUAAAACUCUUAUCACCAAAAUGACGCAUGUUUGUCUUACAUCUGAGAGUCGAACGAAUAUCAAACUGGUAUCUUUAAGGAAGCUAUGUUAUCGUGUCUCAUCUUGGAGCUCAACGCACUGGAAUCGUAAAAUGGCUCGGCAACGAAAUGGACGAGCAGGGCGACCGAAUCGUCCGUUCGGCCAUUGUACAGCUCGAUGAAGACGUGCCAACUGCGUGGCGUCGGAGCCGCGAUGCAAAAGCGUAUGCGGGAAGCCCCGUGAAUGGCGGCGUGCUCGUGCCCGUACUGGCUCUCAAACACAAUCGGACAGCGUCAAAUGGAACGACGUCCACUUUUUCUGCCUCCUCGGCUUACGUCAACUCUAGUCCUCCUAGUACGAUGAGCCGACGAACAGAAGAGUUUGGAAGUAUGGAUUCGGGAGUGGAGAAACAGAAGUGCGGGCCGACAAAGGAUGUUCAGUUGCUUGUCGGAAGACAGAAGGGAAUCCAGGGCAACUGUAACUCCUGUUACCUUGAUGCCACUCUCUAUGCCAUGUUUGCACAAACCACUGUUUUCGAUUUGUGAGUUUGAAUACAAUUCACUCAGUUUUCCUCAGUGUUCUCUUUUCAGCUUGCUCGAAAAGUCAGUCAAAGGAUCCGAGAAGGCGGUUUUGUUCCAGAAAAUUCUCGCGCAAGAAAUCGUGUUCCCGCUGAGAAAAGUGCACUAUGUCCGAGCCGAUCACAUCAUGAAACUGCGUAGGCUACUUGCUGAGCUCAUGCCACACGUGACUGGACUGACAAACGAAGAAAAAGAUCCUGAGGAGAUUCUCGCAUUCAUUUUCGCUGAGAUCUUCAAUGCGGAGCCCUUUAUCAAGUUGAUGUGAGUCUUUUUCACGACUCUUCUCAGCAGACAGCAUUUGUUUCAGUGGUCCAAAUCAAGCAAAAGACUCUCAAUUCCUGGUUCCGAUAGUGGUCGACGAUUGGCAAGGAGGAGCUGCCACUUCUCAGCACCUUCUCGAACGACACAUGCGAUCCGCGCAAGUCACAUUCGCCAAGCCACCGCCCGUUCUGAUCAUGCAGUUGCCGAGAUACGGACAACAGAAGGUGUUCGACAAAAUCCUGCCGCUCGAAAGCAUCGACAUCACUCCAUUCGUCUCCGGCGCCAUUUCUCCGUGCGCAAAGUGCGGAGCAUGUGCCGAGUGUUUCUGCCCUACUUGCUUCCUCACAAGAAGAGUCUUCUUCACUGAGAUCGUCUUCUGUCGCAAUUGUUUCCAACAUUGCCACAAUCUUCCUGAAAUUCAGGAUCACUCAGCUCGUGGCCUUUACCCGCCUGGCAAGCCAGCCAAAAAGCCACACUCCCACAAGAUGGUCCUCUCGGCUGUUCUGUGUAUUGAGACGUCCCACUAUGUGGCGUACGUCCGGACCGCAUCGAACCAAUGGGUCUUUUUCGACUCAAUGGCCGACCGAGAGGGACUUUCUGAUGGAUUCAACGUGCCAGUGGUCAGAGAAUGUGGGAACAUGUCCGAUUGGUUGUCUCUUCAAGGAUGGAACCGGCUAAAGGAUGCCGAUGAAACUGGACAGAUCAAGGUGAGCACGAAGCGAGACGGAGCAUUAGUUAUAACUAUGAUAUCUUUCAGGCAAUGUUCGGAAAGGCAGUACUGGAUCCGCUGGUCGGACGUCUUCUCUCGGACAGCUACAUUUGCUUCUACGAGGACGCAUCGACGCCUUCUUCCACUUCCAAUCUCAUCAGCACUUUCAAGAACAUGAUGAACUAG
Caenorhabditis sp. 36 PRJEB53466 is the source of this 7456-nucleotide messenger RNA. NCBI's taxonomy places the organism in Eukaryota, Metazoa, Nematoda, Chromadorea, Rhabditida, Rhabditidae. The record is from the annotation of a GenBank genome assembly.